Messenger RNA from Rhodotorula graminis WP1, 1104 nucleotides. RefSeq lists its product as uncharacterized. The record is from RefSeq and is a predicted model, not a curated record. The annotation marks the transcript as partial. Lineage: Eukaryota; Fungi; Basidiomycota; Microbotryomycetes; Sporidiobolales; Sporidiobolaceae. Gene Ontology annotation, biological process: intracellular protein localization. Gene Ontology annotation, cellular component: plasma membrane. The transcript is spliced from 3 exons.
CGCAACCGCCUCCCCUCUCUCGCCGAGGUCCUCCGCCGCAGCACCCGGCCCCCAGUCGACCUGUACUGCUUCUACCUCUUCCUCCAACGCGAAGGCUCCGAGGACACGCUCGACUUCUGGCUCGACGUCCAGCAGCACGAGAACCUGUGCCGCGCCUACUUCUCCGACCUGCGCAAGGCCGGCCGCACCGUCGAGGACGACUGGCCCCAGUACCACCACCUCGCGACGACCAGGGGCAGCAUCUAUGGCCACGUGACGGGCAUCCGCCGUGGCGACCCGCUCCGCGACAGCGCCGGCAAGGCGACGACGACGACGACGACGGCGAGCGACGACUACGACGGCGAGCGGUACGCGCGCCCGGGCUCGCCGCCCACCCCACGCACGCCGUCGUACCCGCUCUCGCCGACCCUGCGCGCCCUGUACCCGGACGAGGACCCCUCGUCCUCCUCGCCCGACGCGCACGCCGGCGGCACCCUCUCGUCCCGUCGCCACAAGCGCCAGUCGACCACGACCCGCGGCGGCGCGACGACGGGGGGCCGCGCGCAGCCCGUCAUCGCGCGCACAGCCGCCAUCUCGCGCACCGACCUCAUCGCGUCGGCCGAGCGCAUCUUUUCGCGCUACCUCAUGCCGGGCGCCGACAAGGAGGUGUACCUGCCCGCCUCGCUGCGCAUCACGGCGUUCCCGCUCAGCUCGAGCGUGCUCCCGACCGUCGCCGGCGCCGGUGGGGCGGGCGGGGACGGGGCGUACGACCGCGAGGCGGCCGAGCAGGCGCGCGUCCCGGACAUGUUUCACGCGCAGAAAGAGUGGGUGUACCGCGCGCUCGAGGGCGACGCGUUCCCGCGCUUCCUGCGCGCAAAGGCGUUCGGCAACCUGACGCCGCUCGGCGGGGUCGCGAGGCUCGUCGUUGGCCUCGUCGCGCUGUGGGCUGCGCUCGCGACGGCGUUUGCGUUCAUCUUGCUCGAUGCAAAGCCCAAAGUUCGCAGGCUGUGGGUCAUCCUCCCGUUCACGGUCGCCGUUGUCAACAUUGUCGCGCACGCGUACGACCUCGACCCGCUCAUGGUCUUUAUGGGCCUCACCGAGACGGUGCGUCGCCGUGCUCUCUCU